GUAUCUCUCCCCAAAGCCAUCGUCGAACUUUCCCCCAAAGCCCGAAACCCUAAAACCGCAACGAUCUUCGAAGGAUUUACUGUUAUUGACUUCUUGUUUGUGCUUGACGCUUGCCCAUCUAUGGCUUCCGCUGCUUGCAAUGUUGGGAGCUCGUUGAGGUUUCCGGCCAGUGAACCUGGUCGGCAUCUUGUUUGCGGUGGUUCGGCUUCUUCGCUUUGCUUCCGGAGUUAUCGGGCUUGGGGUACGAUAUUUGCCUCCACCGGCUGUGCUCAGGGAUCGCCUACAUCGUUGCCUCGGUGGAACUUCGUCGUUAGGGCUUCGGUUGCCGAUGAAUCUGAUGAUAUUUCCGGUACGCGCGGUGGCAACGGAAGCUCGAAUUGUUUCGAGGAUAGAGUGGUGGUUCUUGUCAUUGGUGGCGGUGGAAGGGAACAUGCACUUUGCUAUGCCUUGCAGCGAUCUCCAUCCUGUGAUGUAGUUUUCUGUGCCCCAGGUAAUGCUGGAAUUUCCCAGUCUGGGAAUGCCACCUGCAUACCAGACCUAAACAUUCUUGAUAGCAAAGCAGUGAUUUCCUUUUGCCAAAGAUGGGGUGUUGGAUUGGUGGUUGUUGGUCCCGAAGCUCCUCUAGUGGUUGGUCUUGCUGAUGAUCUUGUCAAGGUUGGGAUCCCUACUUUUGGCCCAUCAGCAAAAGCUGCAGCACUAGAAGGAUCGAAAGAUUUCAUGAAGAAGUUAUGUGAUAAAUAUGACAUCCCUACAGCAAAGUAUCAAACUUUUAUCAAUCCUUCCUUUGCAAAACAAUAUGUAAAGGAGCAAGGUGCACCUAUUGUUGUGAAGGCAGAUGGGUUGGCUGCUGGGAAGGGAGUGAUUGUGGCCAUGAGUUUAGAGGAGGCAUAUGAAGCCAUCGAUUCUAUGCUUGUUGAUGGUGCAUUUGGUUCUGCUGGUUCACAAGUUAUCAUAGAAGAAUUUCUUGAAGGAGAGGAAGCUUCUUUCUUUGCUCUUGUAGAUGGUGAGACUGCCAUACCUCUUGAAUCUGCCCAGGAUCACAAAAGGAUUGGAGAUGGUGACACUGGACCAAAUACAGGUGGAAUGGGUGCAUACUCCCCUGCACCAAUACUCACAAAAGAGCUCGAGUCUAUUGUUAUGGAUUCAAUAAUCCUUCCAACAGUGAAGGGAAUGGAAGCCGAGGGUCACAAAUUUAUUGGGGUACUUUAUGCUGGACUCAUGAUCGAGAAAAAAACAGGAAUGCCUAAACUCAUCGAGUACAAUGUGCGGUUUGGGGAUCCAGAAUGUCAGGUUCUAAUGAUGCGUUUGGAGUCUGAUCUGGCACAAGUUUUACUUGCAGCUUGCAGGGGAGAAUUGGGCAGUGUUUCAUUAGAGUGGUCACCUGGAUCAGCAAUGGUGGUGGUAAUGGCUAGCAAAGGUUAUCCUGGAUCCUACAAGAAAGGAACCAAGAUAAGAAACCUUGAAGAGGCAGAAAUGCUUUCACCUGCAGUUCAGAUCUUUCAUGCUGGCACUGAUAUAGACCCAGAUGGCAAUUUCAUUGCUGUUAGUGGUCGUGUCCUUGGGGUUACCGCCAGGGGCAAAGAUCUUGAAGAAGCUAGAGAAAGAGUUUACGAUGCUGUGGAAGCAGUGGAUUGGCCUGAAGGAUUCUUUCGCCAUGACAUUGGCUGGAGAGCACUUCACGUCAAGCAAUUUACCUACAAUCUGUGAUAGGGUUUUCCUAUACAUGGAGAGAUCAAACCUUGUGGCCUUGCGGUAUUAAAAAUUCAAACUGCAGCUUCUUUAGAUAGAAGGAUUUGGAAGCUUCGAUGAAUCAUCUCUAAUGUUGAAUAUCCCUGUAUAUUUUAUAGUAUGUAAAAUUAAAUUUUCUCUUGGAUUUUUAUUGCCAUUUUGACAGGAUCCAUUUUCACUGUCCA
Messenger RNA from Zingiber officinale, 1913 nucleotides. RefSeq names its product phosphoribosylamine--glycine ligase-like. The transcript has 4 exons. Gene Ontology annotation, biological process: purine nucleobase biosynthetic process. Gene Ontology annotation, molecular function: phosphoribosylamine-glycine ligase activity; metal ion binding; ATP binding. Bases 121 to 1707 code for a protein of 528 amino acids. The record is from RefSeq and is a predicted model, not a curated record. NCBI's taxonomy places the organism in Eukaryota, Viridiplantae, Streptophyta, Magnoliopsida, Zingiberales, Zingiberaceae.